CUGCGGUCGAAAGGAAUUCGAUAAAGCCAGAGGACAGGAUCGAGCACCUGAUGACUAACUUUAACAGCUGGUUUCAGUGAGCGAGCGUCCUGCAGGCGUGUGACCGGCCGUGCGACAUGGACCUCGGCUACCAGGACUGGAUGUCCGCCUUACCCGCGGAGCUGUGGGACGUCCCUCUCACCAACCUGGCCAUACCCGGGAGCCAUGAUGCCAUGAGUUACUGUCUGGACAUAAACUCCCCCCUGGUCCCGUCUGAAUCCGACCUCUUCUGGCUCCUGGACCGACUCUUCUCCUGCUUCACCAGACCGGCCAUUUUUAGAUGGGCUACAACACAGGACAAAAGCAUCGAGGAGCAGCUGUCCAUGGGGAUUCGCUUCUUUGAUCUCCGCGUUGCACACAAACCCGACGACUCGUCCAGCCACCUGUACUUCACACACGUCAUCUACACACACCUAACUGUUCUGGAGACCCUGGCGUCUGUCUCCACCUGGCUGGACUCCCACCCAAAGGAGAUUGUUAUUCUGGCAUGCAGCCAUUUUGAGGGACUCGAGGACAAACUGCAUCAGCUGUUCAUUUUCUCCCUUAAGAAGCUGUUUGGCUCAAAGCUGUGUCCCCAGAAGGAAUCCGUCCUGACCCUGCGGAGCCUGUGGGCCUCUGGUUACCAGGUGGUCCUGUCCUACGACUCCCAGACUGCUGCGAGACACCCGGAGCUGUGGCCCGCCAUCCCUUACUGGUGGGCCAACCAGCGCACGGCCCAAGGAGUGAUCAGCUACCUGGACUGGAACCGAGACCUGGGACGUCCAGAGGGCUUCUUCGUCUCGGGCCUGAACCUGACAGCUGAUCGCCGUUACAUCACCGAGAACCCGAAGCAGUCCCUGCGGACGCUGACCUUCAGUAACUGGGAGUGUUUGAGGAAGUGGCUGGAGGGACAGGCGCCGGGGCCGGACCCCAAGAGUCUCAACAUCAUCGCGGGGGACUUUGUGGGUCCACUUCCGCUCUGCUCUCUGGUCAUCGCGCUGAACAAAAAACUUCUACAGAAGAAUGCCGUCAGACAGAACUAACAAAAGCGGGAACUGAUCCUGAAAAUGUUACUGUAUACCUCAUCUCUUUUCCAUACUAUUUCUAUGCACUUUUGUCGUCGUUAUACAAAGAGGAGUGGGGCCACGUGUGAAAAAUGUACUUGAGUUCUUACUUUAAUCUCAGAAUUUUGACUUUAAACAUGUUUCCCAUGUGGCGCUACUCCUCUUCCAUCUCAUUGAGACCUCUAACUGUUUAGAACCAAAUCUGUAUGUUACAAUCUGAUUUCUGUAUGUGUUGAAUCUACAGCUCUCAUGUGCAAUAUUAUAGGAGCCGAACCCGUUGUUUACAGUGUUCUGAAUGUGGGUGUGGUUUUGUCUCUGUGCUAUAAAGACUAUGAAGGUGAGCUCCAAAUAUUUGUCGGCAGGUGUUUGUCCCAAAAGGGCAAGUGGUGUUGGACCGCUGAAGCGCUGUGACCCUGAACGCUGUGAUGCUGGAGCGCGUUGGCGCCAAAACCUUUGCUCAGAAUGCUGUCUUAUUGUUUAAGGAUUUAAUGCUGAAAACUGAAAGAAUGGACAUUUUCAUGCUGCAUGGUAAACCAAAUAAAUUGUUAUUCUUGCU
Molecule: messenger RNA, 1638 nt
Organism: Etheostoma spectabile (orangethroat darter)
Lineage: Eukaryota; Metazoa; Chordata; Actinopteri; Perciformes; Percidae
Gene: plcxd1.2
Product: phospholipase C, X domain containing 1, tandem duplicate 2
Biological process (GO): lipid metabolic process
Molecular function (GO): phosphoric diester hydrolase activity
Source: RefSeq, a predicted model, not a curated record